Zingiber officinale is the source of this 783-nucleotide messenger RNA. RefSeq lists its product as uncharacterized. Gene Ontology annotation, biological process: DNA integration. The coding region runs from base 1 to 783 and encodes 260 amino acids. The transcript has a single exon. Gene Ontology annotation, molecular function: nucleic acid binding. The record is from RefSeq and is a predicted model, not a curated record. Lineage: Eukaryota; Viridiplantae; Streptophyta; Magnoliopsida; Zingiberales; Zingiberaceae.
AUGGGGCAUGGAUAUCGUUGGAUCAUUUACGAUGGUGAUAGCUCAGCGGAGGUUCCUACUCGUAUCUGUGGACUACUUAUAAAAAUGGAUGGAGGUCGAACCUUGGCAAAGAUAAGUGAACAGAUGAGCAUUAAGUUCGUCUGGCAAAAUAUCUUGUGUUGGUUCAGCAUCCCUCGAUGGCUCGUCUCAGACAACGGGAGGCAAUUCGUCGGUCGAAGGCUCAAAGAGUGGUGCGAAGGUUAUGGUAUCCAGCAGGUAUUCACCUCAGUGGCUUACCCCCAAAGCAAUGAACAGACGAAAGUGGUCAAUCGGGAGAUUCUCAUAGGAUUGCGAGCUCGGCUCGACCACGCAGGAGGCAGCUGGGUCAACGAACUCCCAAACGUCCUGUGGACCCUACGUACGACUCCGAAGGAGGCGACCGAUGUAACGCCAUUCCAUCUGGUGUACGAUGGUGAAACACUAGUCCCAGUGGAAGUUGGAGUAGAGUCUGAUCGUGUGCAGCACUACGACGAGGAUAACAGCGAACGGAGACUGAUGGAGCUGGACUUGGUUAACGAAGUACGGAACAAGGCAGCCGUUUGGCUGAUGGCAUACCGGCAACGGAUGAAGCAGAGCUACAACCGAAGGGUUGUCCCGCGGUCCUUCCAGAUCAGUGAUUUAGUGUGGAAAAAGAUAAAGUCAGUCGGCGACAUCACUAAACUCGAAGCUCCAUGGGUGGGACCCUAUAAGGUCUUGCAAAAACUCCGCUCGGGAGCAUAUUAUUUGGAGGACGAAGAUGGAUGA